UUGGGAUGCUGGAGUCUUGGGUUAGAACGAGGGGAGGUAGAGUGGGUUUGGCUCUCUGUUUUCAAGACACUCGGGAUCUGUCUUUGUCUGGGUGGAAAGAUCAUGCCCCCAAAACAAGCCCCAGCCGAUGCAGGGGCCCCACCAGCUGCAGGGGCCCCACCAGCUGCAGGGGCCCAACCGGCUACGGAGACCCCUGAGAAGCCGCCAAAGGAACCACAGACUCCUGAAGAAAUGGCAUUUUAUGCCCCGAAUUACCUAUGUUUGACCAUCCUGGCUGUACUUCUUUUCCCUCCCCUGGGAUUAAUAGCUGUAUUCUUCACUUACAAGACCUGGCAGGCCAACAAGAACAGCCAGUGGGAAGACGCUUACAUCAACUCAGGCCGAACUGGUUGGUUGGAUGUAUUCGCCAUACUCAUCGGUUUAGGCAUCAUUUAUAUCUAUGCCCUAUUUAUGUGAAGGUCAGGCCAGUAGUCCAUAGGUCCACCCCAAAUAAGACCCACCCACCAAGACACCAGCCAAAUCAGCCGCCAUGCAAGAAAUCAACAGCUGAGACAUCUUCUAGCCAAGAAACUUAUCAGCCAAGGAACUCAACAUCUGAGCAACCCACUAGCCUAGGGACAUCAUACUACUUCAUCAUCUUGGCCUCCAGAGCCAUCUUCAUCCACCUUGGGGAUCCUCACUUUCAUGCUCUGGAUGUGCUUUACUCUUUGAUGCUGGGCUUCUCUUUCAGAAAAAUAUUUAUUUAAA
Molecule: messenger RNA, 747 nt
Organism: Mustela lutreola (European mink)
Lineage: Eukaryota; Metazoa; Chordata; Mammalia; Carnivora; Mustelidae
Gene: PMIS2
Product: PMIS2 transmembrane protein
Exons: 2
Coding region: 103-456 (117 amino acids)
Cellular component (GO): membrane; intracellular membrane-bounded organelle
Source: RefSeq, a predicted model, not a curated record